Messenger RNA from Armigeres subalbatus, 1407 nucleotides. RefSeq lists its product as uncharacterized. The record is from RefSeq and is a predicted model, not a curated record. The transcript has a single exon. Bases 1 to 1407 code for a protein of 468 amino acids. NCBI's taxonomy places the organism in Eukaryota, Metazoa, Arthropoda, Insecta, Diptera, Culicidae.
AUGUCGUAUAGCCAGAGUACACUCUCUGUUGAGGAGUCAACCUGUGAGGAGCAUUUUGAUCGGACAACGAUCAGAGACGAGACGGGGAGAUUCAUCGUUACGCUGCCAAAGAAAAACAUGAUACUUGGCCAGUUGGGCCAUUCAGAAACCACUGCGAUUAAACGACUGAUAGGCAUGGAACGUCGUUUCUGCGGAAAUCCAGAGCUAAAGAAGAUGUAUACCGAGUUUAUCCAAGAGUAUCUUGAGCUUGGACAUAUGAAGGAAGCUGUGGAGGAAGAAAAAGACGCUGUCACAAGAUAUUACCUUCCGCAUCAUGCUGUUUUCAAACCAGAAAGCACAACCACGAAGCUACGUGUAGUCUUCGAUGCUUCUUGUCCAACUUCAACAGGAAUUUCAUUGAAUGAUGCUCUUCUGGUGGGUCCUGUCUUGCAGGAUGAUCUGACUAGUAUUACUCUUCGCUUUCGCACCCAUCGUAUUGCUGUGAAUGCUGAUAUCGCCAAGAUGUACAGAAUGAUCGGAGUUCAAAGAGAAGAUCAUCCAUUGCAGAGUAUUAAAUGGCGAAACGAUAUUUCUGAACCAAUUCGUACGUUUGAGCUGUCAACUGUUACUUACGGAACAUCAUCAGCUCCGUACUUAGCCACUAAAUGCUUGCAACGCCUUGCAGAUGAUGGGGAAUCCACACACCCAAUAGCAUCCAGAGUGAUCAGGAAAGACUUUUAUGUCGACGACAUGCUUUCCGGCGUAGAUACGUUAGCAUUAGGUCAGAGGAUGGUUCGUGAUAUCAUUGAACUUUCUGAAUCAGCAGGAUUCUUGCUUCGAAAGUGGAACUCUAACAGUAAAGAACUUCUUGAAGUCGUACCGAAAAACUUGAGAGACGAUCGCUCGGUGCUGGAGUUAAAAGGGUCCGAAACAACCGUCAAAACUUUAGGAUUAGCAUGGGAGCCCAGCUCAGAUGUCUUUCGUUUCACAUAUCCGUCAUUCAAUUGGGCAACGUCAAUCACGAAGCGCGUGGUUGUCUCGGAUGUGUCUCGUCUCUUCGACCCACUUGGUCUAGUUGGUCCUGUCAUCAUUCAAGCCAAGAUUUUUAUUCAGGAUCUGUGGAAGGAUAACAGCGACUGGGAUGAACCACUCAACCCUGAGCAUCAAGCACAAUGGCAGGAGUUUCGGAGAAAUCUUACAGGACUAGAAAACCUUACAGUUCCUCGGUGGGUGGGAACCGGUGGUAAUACCAAGACGGAGCUCCAUGGAUUCUGCGAUGCUUCAAACAAAGCAUAUGGAGCCUGCUUCUACAUUCGAACGAUCUCCGAAACGGGGGAGGUGUGUGUGAGGUUAUUGACAGCGAAGUCACGUGUUGCUCCUCUGGACAAUCCGAAAAAAGGAAACAAGCGACUUUCCACUCGAGACUAG